AUGACGUGGCGAAACGAGACAAACAACUCCAGAUGGCCCUGCCAGGCUGCCCUGCCCUUCCUUCUAGCCGGAACUCGACCCAAGGGGAGAGAUCUGGGCUUCAGCGCCACGAAGUCGUACCAGAAUCUCCCCUUCUGUUCCCUACAUUCUCAGUUCUGGAUUAUUUCGGUUCGGGUCGGUUCGAAUCGCGCAUCUGACCCCCUGCACAUGGGAACAUCUUGUGAUAAAGAGCCCGGCAAUCCAAGUGUGAGAACCUGUACGAGGACUCUGGAUGGUACACUUACACUCCCCGUCCAGGCGUCUCGUCGCGUGACGAUGGGAUGGGAGGUUAGGCUCGGGAAGAAGAGUUUGGUGACCGAUGCCUGA
Molecule: messenger RNA, 366 nt
Organism: Aspergillus eucalypticola CBS 122712
Lineage: Eukaryota; Fungi; Ascomycota; Eurotiomycetes; Eurotiales; Aspergillaceae
Exons: 1
Coding region: 1-366 (121 amino acids)
Source: RefSeq, a predicted model, not a curated record